Molecule: messenger RNA, 1845 nt
Organism: Aspergillus niger
Lineage: Eukaryota; Fungi; Ascomycota; Eurotiomycetes; Eurotiales; Aspergillaceae
Exons: 5
Coding region: 1-1845 (614 amino acids)
Biological process (GO): regulation of DNA-templated transcription
Molecular function (GO): zinc ion binding; DNA-binding transcription factor activity, RNA polymerase II-specific
Source: RefSeq, a predicted model, not a curated record
AUGACAUCACGUACCAGCAAGUACAGGGUGUCUCAGCGAGAAGCGAGGGCUUUCACUCGCAAACGGGCUGUGGCAGCAUGCAGGGUCUGUCGCUCGCGAAAGAUCAAAUGCGACAAUGCUCGUCCGACCUGUUCUUCGUGCCAACUCUCUGAGGCACACUGCGUAUAUCAAGACCAUAUAGAUUUUUCAAGAUUCGAUCCCGCCACCAUUGCCAUACUCGAUCGUUUAGCCGAAAUCCAACAGUCUCUCAACUCCUUGAAUUCAGGGGAGGUGACGGCCCUGUCCCUGGAUGGGCCGCAAAAAGAGUACAUGACCGACGUAGACCCACAAACACCACAGACUGUUUCUCUGAGGAUCCCUGCAGCCAAAAUAUGUCCUGAUGCAAUCUUAUCCUGGCCGAUUUUGCGAGAUGUCCGCUUGCAAACAAGCUUGAAUAGUCUUACUCUCGCGGACCACGAUCAUGGUGUCGAAGAAGUUGCCAGCUCCGAUUUGAAUCUGGCCCUCAUACCAGGUCUGAUUGAUCGCUUCCUGCAGUUUGUGCACGUCAAAAACCCCGUGGUGGAUACGGUCGCCCUCCGUCAAUCAGCCGUCACAGUUGAAGUGGGAGAGUCGUCUCGGAAUUCCCAUUCCUGCUUAGUGAUAGGCACCGGCACCUCCGUUCCCACAGCCACGCUAAGAAUUAUUCUCAAGUUCCUCGCCUGCGCUUUAGGCUGUCUAGCAGGUCCACUCCGAUAUGAUGACCUCUCGGUGGAACGUGAUGACCACGCUGAAUCACGUCACACUACAGGAGAGCAGUUUUAUCGGAAAGCGUUGGAGAGUAUCUCCCUCCCCGGCGAUCGUAUUCUGACGGCACAAUGCUGGUUUCUUAGCGGGGUCUAUCAGAUGUACAAGCUAAAUGCCGCUAGAGCUUGGAUGGACUUUUCGCGCGCCUCCGCCGCCUUGAGCCUCCACCUACGACACAGGGAAGCAGCCGUAUCUGCCCGACUCAGGAUAAGGCUGAUAUUUGUAAUUCUUUCCAGUGACUUACGCGCGGAGCUCAACGUACCCGAUUCGGUAUUGUGUGAGUUCAGCGUAUCCGAUGGGUAUCCAGUACCCUCGUCGGUAAGCAUGUCCAACUCCGGAGCAAUGUUGUCCGAGACGCCGACAGACUCAGAAGACUUGACACAUCUCUGGGAGUUGUCCACGUACUACUACUUAUCAGAUGUUGCUCUAAUGCGCGUAGAAGCGCGAAUCCUUAACUCGAUGUACAGCACUAACGACGCGCAUUGGUCGCCUGCCAACCUAUCUUACUUGUGCCGAACAGCCGCGGAUCUCGAGUCCCAAAUAGAUCACUGGGGCUCUCAUGUACCUCGUUUAUUGACUUACUUGGUGUCCGACGCCAGGUCCAGAAACCUACCAUCUAUUAUCCGUUUCGAAGAAUGGGACUCGGCACCCCAGUUUGAGCUGACGUACAACCUGCAAGCACGGGUUUUGCAGCUGAGAUCGUGGCUCUACCGGCCGUUUGUAUACUACGCUAUUCAUCAUAACAGCGGGCAGAGUAAUGAGGACGAGGAGGCUAAGAGGUUUAUGCGAAAAGCUAUCGAGUGCAGUUUCCAUCUUAUCAGCUCCAAGGCAACGCAGCACCGACAUCAUGGAACCUGGUUUGUCGCUCGCGGUGUACUCAGCUCAGCCCUGUUAAUCAUUGCAGCUAUCAAGGCGGACAAGGGACUCGUGGACUAUUUGGCAGAUUGGCCGGACUUGUUAGACCAGGCGAUAAGGUCUUUGAGUCAUUGGGCGUCGGAGGCGCGGGAUCUAGCUUACGCGGUUGUCGUUCUCGCUAAUCUUAAGCAGAAAUUGUGUCUUUAG